AUGGAAGAGGAGGACGAGAACGUCGACCCCCGACAGGCCGUCGCGGAUCUAGUGGAGGCGACGUCAAAGCAAGCAGUUGCCUCUUCUAUCCCUGAGGCCGCCGACGCCAUGUUGGACGCCAUGAACGUCAUGGAGUGGUGCCCGGCGCUACGUUCGACAGUGCUUUGCCGCCUGGCCAAAGACGAAGGCCUGAUGACGGUCUAG
Molecule: messenger RNA, 204 nt
Organism: Ectocarpus siliculosus
Lineage: Eukaryota; Phaeophyceae; Ectocarpales; Ectocarpaceae
Source: the annotation of a GenBank genome assembly